Molecule: messenger RNA, 531 nt
Organism: Cercopithifilaria johnstoni
Lineage: Eukaryota; Metazoa; Nematoda; Chromadorea; Rhabditida; Onchocercidae
Source: the annotation of a GenBank genome assembly
AUGAUUCCGAAUCAGGCAAACUGCAAUAAGCAUUCCGAGACAAUUAUGAGUGGUGUAAAUGGAGAUGAAGUGGUCGACGAGCAUAGUAAAGCUGUUCCUUAUCCAUAUUAUUUCCAUGGAACCGUUGUUGUUGGAUUUGGUCGUGGUGGUCGAAAGCUGGGUUGUCCUACCGCAAAUAUGGAUGACAGUGCCAUUUCACGUUUACCUCCUGAUUUUCCAUGUGGGGUUUUUUAUGGUUUCGCAAAUGUUAAUCAUGGGGAAGUAUAUGGGAUGGUAACUAGCAUCGGAUGGAAUCCACACUUCAAAAAUGAACGGAAAACAAUUGAAGUUCAUAUACUUCAUGAGUUCAACGAAGAUUUCUAUGGUGCCGAAGUCCGUGCUGUUCUGGUUGGAUUUCUGCGUCCUAUGGCUGCAUUCAAUUCUUUGGAUGAGCUAAAAAAAGCCAUAAAUAAGGAUGUGUUGGUGGCAAAGGAUUUGUUAUCAGCUCCCGAAACGACAUUCUAUAAAAAGUCCGAUUUCUUUUCUCAGUGA